UUGAGCGCCCGUCAUCCACCGUCAGCGCUCAUCACCUCCACCGUCAGCCCGUCACCCACCGUCAGCGCCCGUCCCACCGUCAGGGCCUGUCAUCUCCACCGUCAGCGCUCGUCACCCCACCGUCAGCGCCUCGUCACCCACCGUCAACGCUCGUCAUCCCACCGUCAGCGCUCGUCAUCUCCACCGUCAGCGUCAUCACCCACGUCAGCUCUCGUCACCCACCGUCAGCGCUCGUCAUCUCCCACCGUCAGCGCUCAUCACCUCCACCGUCAGCGCGCUCGUCACCUCCACCGUCAGCGCUCGUCAUCUCCACCGUCAGCGCUCAUCCUCCACCGUCAGCGCUCGUCAUCUCCACCGUCAGCGCUCGUCACCUCCACCGUCAGCGCUCGUCAUCUCCACCGUCAACGCUCAUCACCUCACCGUCAGCGCUCGUCAUCUCCACCGUCAGCGCUCAUCACCUCCACCGUCAGCUCUCGUCAUCUCCACCGUCAGCUCUCGUCAUCUCCACCGUCAGCCUCGUCACCUCCACCGUCAGCGCUCGUAUCUCCACCGUCAACGCUCGUCACCUCCACCGUCAACGCUCAUCACCUCCACCGUCAACGCUCAUCCUCCACCGUCGCGCUCAUCCUCCACCGUCAACGCUCAUCACCUCCACCGUCAACGCUCGUCAUCUCCACCGUCAACGCUCGUCAUCUCCACCGUCAACGCUCAUCACCUCCACCGUCAACGCUCAUCACCUCCACCGUCAACGCUCAUCACCUCCACCGUCAACGCUCAUCACCUCCACCGUCAACGCUCAUCACCUCCACCGUCAACGCUCAUCACCUCCACCGUCAACGCUCGUCACCUCCACCGUCAGCUCAUCACCUCCACCGUCAACGCUCAUCACCUCCACCGUCAACGCUCAUCACCUCCACCGUCAACGCUCGUCACCUCCACCGUCAACGCUCAUCACCUCCACCGUCAACGCUCAUCACCUCCACCGUCAACGCCUCAUCACCUCCACCGUCAACCUCAUCACCUCCACCGUCAACGCUCGUCACCUCCACCGUCAACGCUCAUCACCUCCGUCAACGCUCGUCACCUCCACCGUCAACGCUCCUCACCUCCACCGUCAACGCGCAUCACCUCCACCGUCAACGCUCAUCACCUCCCACCGUCAACGCUCGUCAUCUCCACCGUCAACGCUCAUCACCUCCACCGUCAACGCUCAUCACCCACCGUCAACGCUCAUCACCUCCACCGUCAACGCUCAUCACCUCCACCGUCAACGCAUCACCUCCACCGUCAACGCUCAUCAUCGCCACCGUCAACGCUCGUCAUCUCCACCGUCAACGCUCAUCACCUACACCAUCAACGCUCAUCACCUCCACCGUCAACGCUCAUCACCUCCACCGUCAACGCUCAUCCCUCCACCGUCAACGCUCGUCACCUCCACCGUCAACGCUCAUCACCUCCACCGUCAACGCUCAUCACCUCCGUCAACGCUCGUCAUCUCCACCGUCAACGCUCAUCACCUCCACCGUCAACUCCUGACAUCUCCACCGUCAACUCAUCACCUCCACCGUCAGCGCUCGUCAUCUCCACCGUCAACGCUCAUCACCUCCACCGUCAGCGUCGUCACCUCCACCGUCAACGCUCGUCAUCUCCACCGUCAACGCUCAUCACCUCCACCGUCAACGCUCGUCAUCUCCACCGUCAACGCUCAUCACCUCCACCGUCAACGCUCAUCACCUCCACCGUCAACGCUCAUCACCUCCACCGUCAACGCUCAUCACCUCCACCGUCAGCCUCGUCAUCUCACCGUCAACGCUCGUACCUCACCAUCAACGCUCAUCACCUCCCCGUCAACGCUCGUCACCUCCACCGUCAACGCUCGUCACCUCCACCGUCAACGCUUGUCAUCUCCACCGUCAACGCUCAUCAUCUCCACCGUCAACGCUCAUCACCUCCACCGUCAACGCUCAUCACCUCCACCGUCAACGCUCAUCACCUCCACCGUCAACGCUCAUCACCUCCACCGUCAACGCUCAUCACCUCCACCGUCAACGCUCGUCAUCUCCACCGUCAACGCUCAUCACCUCCACCGUCAACGCUCAUCACCUCACCGUCGCCUCGUCAUCUCCACCGUCAACGCUCAUCACCUCCACCGUCAACGCUCAUCACCUCCACCGUCAACGCUCAUCCUCCACCGUCAACGCUCAUCACCUCCACCGUCAGCUCGUCAUCUCCACCGUCAACGCUCGUCACCUCCACCGUCAACGCUCAUCACCUCCUGUCAACGCUCGUCACCUCCACCGUCAACGCUCGUCACCUCCAUCAUCAUCUCCACCGUCAACGCUCGUCAUCUCCACCGUCAACGCUCAUCACCUCCACCGUCAACGCUCAUCACCUCCGUCAACGCUCAUCCUCCACCGUCAACGCUCAUCCAUCCACCGUCAGCCCAUCACCCACCGUCAACGCUCGUCAUCUCCACCGUCAACGCUCAUCACCUCCACCGUCAACGCUCAUCACCUCCACCGUCAGCUCUCGUCAUCUCCACCGUCAACGCUCAUCAUACUCCACCGUCAACGCUCAUCACCUCCACCGUCAACGCUCGUCACCUCCACCGUCAACGCUCAUCACCUCCACCGUCAGCUCUCGUCAUCUCCACCGUCAACGCUCAUCAUCUCCGUCAACGCUCAUCACCUCCACCGUCAGCUCUCGUCAUCUCCACCGUCAACGCUCAUCACCUCCACCGUCAACGCUCAUCACCUCCACCGUCAACGAGAGAAUGCCUCUUAACCCAACAACAAGAAAGAGAGAUAACAUGUGCUCCAUAA
Messenger RNA from Homarus americanus (American lobster), 2822 nucleotides. Its product is annotated as mucin-3A-like. Lineage: Eukaryota; Metazoa; Arthropoda; Malacostraca; Decapoda; Nephropidae. The annotation marks the transcript as partial. The record is from RefSeq and is a predicted model, not a curated record. The transcript has a single exon.